This is a messenger RNA of Rhodotorula graminis WP1, 510 nucleotides long. RefSeq lists its product as uncharacterized. The record is from RefSeq and is a predicted model, not a curated record. NCBI's taxonomy places the organism in Eukaryota, Fungi, Basidiomycota, Microbotryomycetes, Sporidiobolales, Sporidiobolaceae. Gene Ontology annotation, molecular function: antiporter activity. Gene Ontology annotation, biological process: proton transmembrane transport. The transcript has a single exon. The annotation marks the transcript as partial. Gene Ontology annotation, cellular component: membrane.
CGGUUCCGCGUCCCUCGCGUCGUGUGCGAGAUCGUCGCCGGCAUCCUCCUGGGCCCGACCGCGUUCGGCCGCGUGCCGGGCUUCACCGACAACAUCUUCCCGCCCGAGUCGAUCAGCUACCUCACCCUCAUCAGCAACCUCGGCCUCGUCCUGUUCCUGUUCUGCGUUGGGACCGACGUCGACUUCAGCCUCUUGCGCCGCAACGCCAAGCCGACCAUCGCCGUGUCGACCGCCGGCCUCCUCGUCCCGUUCGCCCUCGGGUGCGGCGUCAGCUUCGGCCUGUACGACGCCUUCAUCCCGGACGACGUGUCGCAGUCGACCUUCCUCGUCUUCAUCGGGACGUCGAUGAGCAUCACGGCGUUCCCGGUCCUGUCGCGCAUCCUCGGCGACCUGCACCUGUUCCAGGACCCGGUCGGCCUCGUCGUCUUGGCGUCGGGCGUCGUCAACGACGUUCUCGGAUGGUGCCUCCUGUCGCUCGCCAUCGCCUUAGCUUCGUCUGGCAGCGGCGUC